AUAAUUUUUUCAAUCAUCCAUUAAUCAAUCAACCAAAUCCAUCGAUAAAAAACGACUACUUUGAUAUCGAUUAAUUGAAACAUGACUGAUCGUUAUAAUAUUCAUUCACAAUUAGAACAUUUACAAUCCAAAUAUAUUGGCACUGGACAUGCUGAUACAAGCAAAUUUGAAUGGAUGGUCAAUCAACAUCGUGAUACUUAUGCAUCAUAUUUAGGACAUCCAGAUAUGUUGUCAUUUUUUUCUAUAGCCGAAAAUGAAUCAAUUGGCCGUAUUAAAUUCAAUAUGAUGGAAAAAAUGUUACAACCAUGUGGUAUUAAUCCAGAAAAACCAGACGAUUGAUUGAUUCACUCACUACAAAAUAAUAAAUUGAUUAUCAUUUUAAAAAAUUCAUUUUCUUGUA
Molecule: messenger RNA, 400 nt
Organism: Dermatophagoides farinae (American house dust mite)
Lineage: Eukaryota; Metazoa; Arthropoda; Arachnida; Sarcoptiformes; Pyroglyphidae
Gene: Sf3b5
Product: splicing factor 3b subunit 5
Biological process (GO): mRNA splicing, via spliceosome
Cellular component (GO): U2 snRNP; precatalytic spliceosome
Source: RefSeq, a predicted model, not a curated record